CGUAGAUGUUACCGGUUUAGCAGCUGCAGACGAUCGAAAAAUAUUCGUAAAUAAAAGUUUAAUCAUGUCCAAAAGAAGCAAGUCCAAGAAAAAUGACGAGGAAAAAAUUAACGUACGAGAAAAGCUCAACGAAAAUGUGCUGGAUUUGAGUUUGAUGAACAUUUCGGUAAUCCCGGUGGACGAUAUUAAAACAUUGAAACGCGCAACGAUAUUGGAUUUAUCUAACAACAUAAUCACAGUUAUUAAUAAAGAUUUCACUUCGCUGGUGCAGUUGACAAGACUGGAUUUAAGUAAAAAUCGAAUCCGACUAAUAACGGAUGACUUCGGCAAUCUGGUUAAUCUCAGACACUUAGAUUUAUACAACAAUCAACUGGAACGUUUGCCGCUUAGUUUCGGUCGCUUGAAGAAGCUGAAGUAUCUGGACUUGAAAAAUAACCCGCUGAAUCCGGCAUUUAAGAAGAUUAUUGGAACAUGCACCGAUCAGAAGGAUUGCAUCGACGCCGCUCGUAAGGCGGUUGCUUUUAUGGCCGACAUUGAACAGCAGGUUAUCGAAGAAAGAAAGAAGGACCGAGAGAAGCGAGAGCUCGAACAAAAGGAACAAGAGGCUCGUUCGCAGCAGGAUGCAGUCUCGGAGUCCAAUCCAAGUGGCGAGAAGGGGAAUGCAAACAAAAAAUCGAAGAGCAAAAAUAACAAAUCCAAGAGCAACGCUAAUGACAAAGAAAAAACUGAUAAGAACGGAGUCAACGCUGCAGCAGCCCAGGGUGGAAGUAAGAAGCAAAACAAGCGGAAAAAGGCAGAAAGCAUUCAGAAGAGCAAUAAAAAUUGCUGGAUAGUUCUGCCCGUUAUUGCGAUUGUUGUGGGUCUACUUUGUAUUCUGAACUAUGAACAAAUUUUAGAAUAUUACCAAAGUACGGAAGGCGCGUACGCAGAGAUCAAGGAAGAGUUUGUGAAAUGAUUCACAGCAACUGUACAAUAAGCUGCAUUGAAAACAAUAAACGUAUAACACAA
This is a messenger RNA of Sabethes cyaneus, 1008 nucleotides long. Its product is annotated as leucine-rich repeat-containing protein 59. The record is from RefSeq and is a predicted model, not a curated record. The coding region runs from base 65 to 955 and encodes 296 amino acids. The transcript is spliced from 4 exons. NCBI's taxonomy places the organism in Eukaryota, Metazoa, Arthropoda, Insecta, Diptera, Culicidae. Gene Ontology annotation, molecular function: protein binding.